AUGGUUUGGCCACCUCUAGAGAGAGAAAGAAAACUAGAACCUGUACCUGCAGAACUUGUAAAAAAUUAUGAAGCCUCUGUAUAUCACACAGGUUCAGAGUGUCUCGACUGUGACCAAGGGAAAAAGCCUGCUAGAGCAGUUUUGAUGGAGUGGACUGAAUUGCCCAAAGGGGAGGAUCCAGACUACUAUAUUGUAACAUGCCAGCAAACAGAUGCUUUCAGUCAAAAAAUUUUCAGAAACAUUUCUAAAGUUGAACAGGAACCUGUCAGUACUACAGUUCUGCUUGAGGAAAAUAAGAAGUAUGAUAUAACAAUAGAAUCCCUAAAGAAUGGCCAAAUCUUAAGUGUAAAAUCAUUUAAAACACGUGGAAUUUCAGAAAAUUACAUAAAAACAUUUGUAACAGCUACUUCAGUGUCUUUUAAUUGGAGUAUGGUGACCAAAGAAUUUUCAGUUUCUGUUUUACUGAGUGGUACUUCUGAGAUCAUAAAAAGACCCAGUGGAUUCUUUGUAUGGAGAAAUUUGACACCUGCCACCUUAUAUACAUUCAAGUUUUUAUUUGAGCAAUUACAUCUUGAAUUUGUAAAUGUGUCUCAGUCACUGGAUGUUCAAGUCGAAACAGGCACCUGUUCCCAAGGGUGGGUGGCAUUCCAAAGCAGCUGCUAUCGAAUGGGUAAGGAGAGCAAGCCAUGGAAAUCAGCACAACAAACCUGUGAAACGUCUUCACGAGGGGCACAUCUUCUUGACAUAGGGAGUGAAGAAGAAUAUGGUUUUAUGUUGUCAUAUCUCCAGAAAAUUAGUCGAAUAAUCAUGAUAUGGACAGGUCUUAAUGACUUAAAGGAAGAAGGUCAGCUCUUGUGGACAGAUGGAUCUCCUUAUCUUCUAAAAGCUGGUAUCUCAUCUUUGGCAAUGAUACCAGAAAACCAAACUGACUGCUAUGCCCUUCAGAGAGAUCCUACUGGUCCAGAUUAUUUCUUCACAGGAUUUUUCUGCUAUGUACAGCUGCCAUAUAUUUGUGAAUAUGAAUUACCUUUGGUACCAGAAAACAUCAUGUUUGGUGUGCAUGAUGUCAAGACAACUGAAGCUGUAUUUAUGUGGAGUGAUAUGGGCAUGUGGCUUAAGUCAGGCUUUGCACUUAUAAUCAAGUACUAUUUUGAUCAGUGGAAAUCAUACAUUCUGAACUUGCCUGUGAAUACAACUCAAACAAAAAUUGUGCACUUGUCUCCUGGCCUUCACUAUAGUUUUUUAUUAGCAGCAAGGAACUCAGAAGGAGCACAGUGUAUCUUAAGUCCAAUACUGAAGGUAGAAACAAGUAAGUAA
Molecule: messenger RNA, 1317 nt
Organism: Neopelma chrysocephalum (saffron-crested tyrant-manakin)
Lineage: Eukaryota; Metazoa; Chordata; Aves; Passeriformes; Pipridae
Exons: 7
Coding region: 1-1317 (438 amino acids)
Molecular function (GO): protein binding
Source: RefSeq, a predicted model, not a curated record